AAACAAACAGGAACAAAGUAACCCACUGCUGUUGUCUAACAUUUUCUGAGGAACUGCAACAGAAAUACCACUGCAGAAGUAUUAACGUGGAGGUCCUUAGAGGAGAGAGCUGGUGCUAAGCCAUGUUUCUGUCUUGCAAGGCUUCUCUGUAACACCAUGCAGAGCACAAGGAGCACAUAUGCAAAAUUCAAGACUGUGGUUCUCAAUGGGUGGCCUGGCCUAAGACCAUGUCGAAGUCGCUGAAGAAGAUCGUGGAGGAGAGCAGGGAGAAGAACCAUCCCGAGGUGGACAUGUGCGACCGCGGCAUCUCCAACAUGCUGGACGUGCCCGGCCUCUUUACCUUGUCUCAUAUCACACAGCUGGUUCUGAGUCACAACAAGCUUACAACUGUGCCAGCAAACAUCGCAGACCUGAGAAACAUAGAAGUGCUCAACUUCUUCAACAACCAGAUUGAGGAGCUGCCUACACAGAUUAGCAGCCUUCAGAAGCUCAAACACCUGAAUCUUGGCAUGAACAGGUUAAACACCUUGCCAAGGGGAUUUGGCUCUUUACCAGCUCUGGAGGUUCUUGACUUGACUUACAACAACUUAAAUGAAAAUUCUCUACCAGGAAAUUUCUUCUACCUGACCACUCUGCGUGCACUCUAUCUAAGUGACAACGAUUUUGAAAUCCUGCCUCCAGAUAUUGGGAAGCUCACAAAGUUGCAGAUACUGAGUCUUAGAGACAAUGACCUGGUAUCACUGCCUAAAGAAAUUGGUGAGCUCACUCAGCUUAAGGAACUUCAUAUCCAGGGAAAUCGUCUCACUGUGCUGCCCCCAGAACUGGGUAAUUUGGAUUUGACUGGUCAAAAGCAAGUCUUCAAAGCAGAGAACAAUCCUUGGGUUACCCCUAUUGCUGACCAGUUCCAGCUGGGAGUGUCUCAUGUUUUUGAAUACAUUCGUUCAGAAACAUAUAAAUAUCUGUAUGGCAGACAUAUGCAGGCGAAUCCUGAACCUCCAAAGAAGAACAAUGACAAGUCAAAGAAGAUCAGCCGGAAGCCUCUGGCAGCCAAGAACAAAUAAGUCCCUGGCUUCUGCCUCUGUUUUUAUUGGGUUUUUUUACAUUGCUUUUGCAUGUGCCUAUAAUAUUCCUAUGCAUCUCCUGUUACUCAAAAGAAAGCAGACACUGGAGGUAAAAGCAAUUCACUAUGUAUGCUGCUUCAGAAGAGACUGAUUAAGGAAUACAAAAUUAUACAUUCUCCUAAUUAUGGUCACACUUAUGUAGCCAUUUAAUAUAUCAAUGUCAAACACAUUUUGGCUUUUCUAUUUGUAUGUAUAUUAAUGUCCUCUAUUCACAUGUAUCACAUCCUGUUAAUAUCAGCGGGUUUGCACCUAUAUUAUACAAUAUUAAAUUUCAUACAAUAUUCCAAGUUAUUUUAAUAAAGGUCUUUAUUUGUA
Apus apus (common swift) is the source of this 1436-nucleotide messenger RNA. RefSeq names its product Ras suppressor protein 1 (gene RSU1). The record is from RefSeq and is a predicted model, not a curated record. Lineage: Eukaryota; Metazoa; Chordata; Aves; Apodiformes; Apodidae. The coding region runs from base 228 to 1061 and encodes 277 amino acids. The transcript is spliced from 10 exons. Gene Ontology annotation, molecular function: protein binding.